UUGUUAAACGUAAACGUAAUUGUUAAACAUAAGUGAGUUUUGUUUACGAUCGUACCUUUUUGCAAAAUGUAUUUUUAAUUCAAGUUUUAAAGUCAAUUUGCCUUGAUGUCGUACGCCCAUUCGCCUCAACUUCGGCAAUUUAACGCAUACGGCAAGAUUUGGUAAAAUACUAAUUUUUUAUAUUGCUCAUCAGUUUUUAAGUAUUAUUAGAGACCUCAUAUCUAGUAAAUAACAUCGGUGUUGCCUUUUUUCGAUAAAUCUCAGUUUUACCUGUAAAAAUAAAACAAAUUAAAUAUUGAUCUUUUUUUUACCACACCGAACUCCUUUACAAUUGAUUACUAAAGCGUUAUGCAGACAGCGAGAGAGUUAAAGCGAGAGCGAGAGCAAAAAAGAGAGAAAGAGAGGGAGAGAAGAGAAGAUUCAUUUAUAUUGAUAUCGCUCAAGAGGAAGAGCAGCGAGGAAGGGAUUAGCUCUGGACCUGACGUCCAAUCAUAGAGAGGAGACCUAGUCUGGUUAAAAACAGAUCAAGCUUGCCAAAGCUCGAUUCUCGGACACACGCGUCUUUGUCAUCGGGCGGACCGUCCUCUCCGUACGACACGCGAUACCAAACGUCCAGAAGCUACGUCGGUGGAUCUCUUUCGUUUUUCCUCUUUCUUUUUCAAGUGUGUACACGCGCGCGCAUUCGAUUGUGAAAAUAGAAGAAGAAGGAAGUAGACAAGAUCUCGAGAGACAAGUCGAAACGCGCGACUUUGGUUUCAACUUAAAUUUCAUCCGCUUCCAAUGUCUUUUUCUAUGCCACACUAGUCGGUUAUUUUUACUCAUCCAACCAGCCAACUAUUACGUUCCCAACGAAUAGUGUUGUCCGCGUAAUCGGCCGAGUCGUGUGCGUUUGAUCGGCAAACGACGGUAAAGCCUCAACAUCAAAAUCUCUCGGCCCUUGUACGUCAUCCUUGAUGACAUCCGAGUAAACGAAGAGCAAUUGCGCGAUUUAGGUUAAGAUACCAAAGAUUUUUCGGAUGUGCCAAGUUCUCUUUCUCUCUCGAUACCAGUCUUGAGGGAGUCAGUGGUAGUCCAUAGCUAUUAAUUGGACUUUGAGUAGCUUUUAAGGGGCUUUCGUCGCAUCGUGGAUACAAUCGGAAUGCACGUUGAACUCUUUCCCGCGAAAGAGCGCGAUAUAGUUGCUUGUACGUCCGCGCGUUUGUAAUAGAGACGAAAUGUUGAACUUCGUCGGUUCGACGGCGAAUCGACGAUAACUGCAAUGGAAUGCGUACAUAGACUCGCAAACGCAAACCUUGCCUUUCGUAUCUUUCGGUACAUCGCGUAACCUCACGUGUGACGGUCGAAUAUGGCGGAGUCAGAAAAGAAAUACUCGUACGCGUACGGACAACUUCGUAGAUUGACCAGCACAAUAGACGGUCAAAUAAGACAGAUAAGUUCUGAAUAUGGGCUCACGGAAGAUCAAGUAGCAGAAUUCAAGGAAGCAUUCAUGCUCUUCGACAAAGACGAAGACGGUACAAUUACGAUGGCGGAAUUAGGGGUCGUCAUGCGAUCUCUCGGUCAAAGACCAUCGGAGACGGAGUUGCGCGAUAUGGUGAACGAAGUAGAUCAGGACGGAAAUGGUACCAUCGAAUUUAACGAAUUCCUACAGAUGAUGUCGAAGAAGAUGAAAGGUGCCGACGGGGAGGAUGAACUUCGCGAGGCAUUCCGGGUGUUCGAUAAGAACAACGACGGCUUAAUUUCCUCGAAGGAGCUACGACACGUGAUGACGAAUCUCGGGGAGAAAUUGUCGGAGGAGGAGGUUGACGAUAUGAUCAAGGAGGCGGAUCUCGAUGGCGACGGAAUGGUAAAUUACGAAGAAUUUGUGACGAUUCUAACGUCGAAGAAUUAGUUUGGAGGCCGAGAGGACAGAUACAGGCUCAGAAGGGCAGUUUAAGUGAUGCUACUAUACACUGUGGCUCUCUAUAUAUAGAUGGAUGAAAAAAUGAGGAGAAAGGGAGGAGGAGAGGGUGUCGCCAGCCGAGUUUUCCGACUUUUCCAAGAUCGCAGCGAGACAUCGUCUCACGAAGCUUCAUGAAAAGCUGCGGCAUCGAGGUCGUCGAGAGGAGGAUAAAAAGCUCAUUCGGCGACUCAGACGUGACGUAAUGCCGCGUAUAAAGUCGAGCGCAUCGAUUCGCGGCGAUACGAACGGUGCCAUGUGAGAUCGCGGAAGCGAAUCGCGUGCGAUGCGUAUCGACGCACGUUCGUUGAAAAUAGCACGAACGCAAAUUACGUAGUAGUCGAGCAAGUGGAACGGUGAGUGCGAGUCACCUUGGUCAUGGCUCGUCCAACGCUAGAUGUGCAAUCUACUGAAAAAAAAGACGGAAAAAAGGAGAGACAUACUCUUGUGAUUGCACAUACGUAUGCGCGUUAUUCGUAUAAAAACAUACACCCACCAAUGCGUGCGCGCGCGCACGCGUCACACACACACAAACACACACACACACACACACACACACACACAGCCAUAGACAUAUACGCUCUUUCGGACUAAUCUUAGGUGAGAACUCGAACUUUAGAUGUAAUGAUAACGUAAUACAGUAACUAAAGAGAUUAUGUCAAAACGACGGAGGUGGGAGGAGAGGAGGCGAGAUCCGCCGCCGCCACCCGGAACAAUCAACCGAGCUUCGUUUAGACUCUUACGUACUCCUAAUCUUUAUCUUCUCCGCUAACUUUGCGGAGCGACUUAGCAGUUAAUUAGCUUUCCACGCCCCCUCAAACGUUCCGCGAGAAAGUAUGGAAUAUACUACUAUACAUACAUUUACACAUUAUAUAUAUAUAUAUAUAUAUAUAUAUAUAUAUAUAUAUAUAUAUAUAUAUAUAUAUAUAUAUUUUGCGUCGCGCGUUAUUCUCUGUACGCGAUGCGACGCUGUAAACGAUACCAUACUUGGAGUGUUUUUACCGCUUAUACCAAAUACACGCGCGCGCGUAUUAACCAUAAGAGAUAUAUAGUCACAUAUGCAUACACACGUCUCAAUACUCUUAUCGCUCUCAUCAUCAUUGUUUCUUUGAGCCUUAGUGACUUUAGAGGGGACACGACGGACGAUGUUGUAACGUAAAACCGCGCGAAAAACGAUUAUCGUAAUAUUGCGUUGCGCGAUCGAUCGUUAUAUCGAGUAUCUGAUGAAUACAUCUGAAGAAGAAUGCGCAAGCUCAAGAAAUAUAACCGAUAGUCAAAAUUAGCCCAAUUUUCGCGAUAUUUCGCGUAAAAUCUGCCGUGUACAUGAUCGAGAUUGAGAGAGAACGAGAGAGUGAGAAAGAGGGAUGGGGAGACACACAGGAUGGGAGAGACAGAGAGAGAGAGAGAGAGAGAGGCAAGAGAUUAUUAUUUAUACGUUAUAUCUGGAUGAAUGUCUAAAAAUAUUCUUAGUUACCAAAAAGUUAGCUAAUAAACAAUGUAACGAUCAUUAGAUUUGUCGAUGUAAGUUCGAAUGUCAUCUUUGACAAGCAAAAGAAUUAUUGUCGCGACGAUCAUCUAGUUAUAUUCUCUACCGAUCUUAAUUACCAUUUGGCGAGUAGUCAGUUGACGAAAAAAAUAAAAUUGAAUAAGAAACUCCA
This is a messenger RNA of Odontomachus brunneus, 3594 nucleotides long. RefSeq names its product neo-calmodulin-like. Gene Ontology annotation, cellular component: myosin II complex. The coding region runs from base 1346 to 1888 and encodes 180 amino acids. Lineage: Eukaryota; Metazoa; Arthropoda; Insecta; Hymenoptera; Formicidae. The transcript has 6 exons. Gene Ontology annotation, molecular function: enzyme regulator activity; calcium ion binding. The record is from RefSeq and is a predicted model, not a curated record.